CUGCCCCAGGAGGAGGCUCAGCACAGAGGAAGGACAGCACAGCUGACAGGUCAGACCAGCCGUGCUCAGGAGCGUUCCUGGAGCUGAAGCUCUUCUGCACAGAGGACAGAGACCAUGGAGCCCCUCUCAGCCUCUCCCCGCAGAGGAUGCAUCCCCUGGCAGAGGCUCCUGCUCACAGUCUCACUUUUAACCUUCUGGAACACGCCCGCCGCUGCCCAACUCUCUGUGGAAUCCAUGCCGCUCAAUGCUGUGGAGGGGAAGCACGUUCUUCUACUCAUCCACAAUGUGCUACAGGAUCCUUAUGGCUACAGCUGGUACAAAGGGGACAGGGUGGACAGCAGCUACAGAAUUGUAUCGUAUGUAACAGUCAGUCAAACAAUCACCACAGGGCCUGCAUACAGUGGUCGAGAGACAAUUUACCCCAAUGGAUCCCUGCUGUUCCAGAACGUCACCCUGAAUGACAUAGGAUACUACACCCUACAAGUUAUAUAUGCAAAUCUUCAGAAUGAAGAAGUAACUGCACUGCUCCGCGUGUACCCGGAGUUACCCAAACCCUCCAUCACAAGCAACAGCUCCAGCCCCGUGGAGGAUGAGGACUCCGUAGCAUUAACCUGUGAACCUGAGACUCAGGACACCACCUACCUGUGGUGGAAAGACGGCCAGAGGCUCCAAGGCAGUGACAGGCUGGUGAUGUCCCUGGACAACAGGACCCUCAUUUUAAUCUUUAUCACAAGGAAUGACACAGGACCCUAUCAUUGUGAAAACUGGAACCCAGUGAGUGGCAGCCGCAGUGACCCAGUCAACCUGAAUGUGCUCUAUGGCCCCGACGACCCCACCAUUUCCCCCCCAGACUCCUAUUACCGUCAAGGGGCAAACCUCAACCUCACCUGCCACGCGGCCUCUAACCCGCCUGCACAGUAUUCCUGGCUUAUCAAUGGGAGUCUCCAGAUACCCACACAAGAGCUCUUCGUCCCCAACAUCACUGUGAAUAAUAGCGGAUCCUAUGCCUGUGUUGCCCACAACUCUGCCACUGGCCGCAAUAGGACCACAGUCAAGAAUAUCACAGUUUCUGAGCCAGUGGCACAGCCCUCCAUCCACGCCAGCAGCAGCACAGUCAUGGAAGACAAGGACUCUGUGGUCCUGACCUGCCGCACAAAUGACACUGGAAUCUCCAUCCGGUGGAUCUUCAACAACCAAAGUCUGCAGGUGACAGAGAGGAUGCAGCUGACCCAGGGCAACAUCAGUCUCAGCAUAAACCCUGUCAAGAGGGGGGAUGCCGGGGAGUAUCAGUGUGAGGUCUCCAACCCAGUCAGUCACUACCGAAGUGACAUCUUCAGGCUGACCGUGGAACAUGGUUCAUCACAUGGAAAUUCUUUGGGCCUCUCUGCUGGAGCCACUGUUGGCAUCGUGAUUGGAGUCCUGGCCAGGGUGGCUUUGUUAACAGGCCUGGUGUAUUUUCUGUAUUUCAGGAAGACUGGCAGGGCAAGCGACCAGCAUGAUCUCACAGAGCACAAAUCCUCAGCCUCCAACCACAGUCAGGACCACUCUGACAACUCACCUGACAAGAUGGAUGAAGUUGCAUAUUCUACCCUGAAUUUCAAAGCCCAGAAACCAACACAACCAACUUCAGCCUCCCCAUCGCCAACAGCCACAGAUACGGUUUAUUUAGAAGUAAAAAAGAAGUAAUGCAACCUGUCCUGCUCACUGCACUGCUGAUGUCUUCCAAGUCUCUCACCCUCAUCUCUAGGAGAUCCCAUUACCCUCAGGGGUGAAGGGAAGUAGUCUCCCCCACCCUUUCUUCCCUAAUAGGCACCUCCUGGCUGCCUGGUCACAUCCCUCCCUCCAAUGUCAAUACAUGAAAAGGUACAUCCGGGAGUCUGGGAGUCUGUAGGGAAUCCAACCUUCCUUGUCAUUGAAAUUUGGCAAAACCAACUUGGGACACAGUUGCCAGAACUUCCCCACCCCUCCCCCUUUCCUCUACCUGGACUUGCUUUAAAUUUAUCUAUUUAGCACUCACUCAUUCCUUUCCACCCGAGUCUUGUCCUAUCAGAGUCUGACUUGAAUUUGCCACAACCUUGAGGCUAUGCCCUUCUCCACUGAAGUACAUGUGCCUGAAAAAGCGAGAGAGGGGGAGAGAGAGAGAGAGAGAGAGAAAGUAAAGGCAAUAAUGGCCCCUCUUCUUUCUUCAUAGCCUGUUGUGUCUUUAGCUCAUUUCUUCCCCCGCCAAAAAAAAGCCUGUUGUGAACCCACCAUACCCAGGAAAAUCAAAUAUAUAACUAAUAGUGACCCUGGAAAUGCUAUACCUUUGUUCACUGUCAGGGUGGUCUACCUACAGGAUCAGGGUUUAGGCACCUUGCUGCUUAUCUAAGCCCUUUGGAAAACCUCUCUCCAGAGAACCCACUAGAAUCAACUAGGAAUACUAUUUGCCAAGGUCCACAGGUGAUUCCUGAUGGAAAAUGGAAAAGUGCACAUAUGUUUUAAUAUCUUUAUGGCUUUAUUCAAGGACGUGCUGAAAGAGGGAGGGGUUACAGCUUUGGGGAAAACAAGUCUUUAAUAGACACAAUCUGCUAGGAACUUGGGAAAUGAAUCAGAGAGAUACCCUUCAGAGAUUAUUUAAGUUAUUGUUUAAAAAUGCACAAUUUGAGGUAUUGGGGUUUUUCUCCUUUUCUCUGCCAUUUUAAUUUUUGUACCUGCUUAUUUAUGUGAAAAGGGUUAUUUUUACUUAGAUUAGCUGUUAAGCUAGUCUGACUGCCUUAGGAGAAAGAAGCCAUCAAAAUCCCUCAGGUCUCUUGGUCAAGAGUCUCUCUAGGCUUUUUGUCAGGGGUUCCAAAUAGAAAAUAAGAAGAGCCUUCCUUGUUCAUGGCUAGAAAUGGAUCUAACUCAGUUUCUAGGCACCUCAGACCAGGCAUCAACCACCAUUCUAUUCCACAUCUCCACCUGUGCAUCUUCUGUCUGCCCCACUCACUGUCUCAGGAAUCCUUGCCUCCGCUAAGGUGUAUUUGGUCCUUGAGAAGUGGGAGCACCCUACAGGGACACUAUCACCCAUGCUGGUGGCAUUGUUUACAACUAGAAGGCUGUACUGGUGCUAAUACCCUUGGGGAACAGGGCUGUGAGAGGGUUUUAGGGCUGUGAGAGGGUUUUAGGACAUGGGGGAGGGUGGUUAUAACUCAGCCCUAGGCAUUGUGAACAGCCUCUGAGAUCUAUCUUUUUUCCCAUGGGGUCCAUGAAUGUGUCUUACAAUAAAAAGGAAGGGCAGGAGGAGAGGCAAACAUGCUUCUCACCCAGCCUUCUUCUACACAGAUGGAAUCUCUUUGGGGCCAAGAGAAAGGUUUUAUUCAAUAUUACCUACUUGAUCUCAUGCUAUGCCUAAGAGGCCUUCUCCAAGAGAAUUAGUUGGAAAUUCUAUGAAUUCAGGUACCUUUUUCAGGGUUUUCUAACCCUGACAUGAUUGUACAUACUUUCCCUCAUCCAUGCUAUACUGUGUUAUUUAAUUUUGUCUGGCUAAGGCCACUUCCCAAUUAUUUGUAAAAUUUGCUCUAUAUUUAUAAUAAAAAUAAUAUAUCAGACAUCAA
Messenger RNA from Microcebus murinus (gray mouse lemur), 3572 nucleotides. NCBI's taxonomy places the organism in Eukaryota, Metazoa, Chordata, Mammalia, Primates, Cheirogaleidae. The record is from RefSeq and is a predicted model, not a curated record.